GUUCUCCUGCCCCUUCCCCCGCCCGGCGCCGCCGUAGCACUUCGGUGCGUUGCGCCGCGAGAGUCUAGGCAGUUCUGUGUGUGCGGCUGGGCGCUGGACCCCACCCGGUGGGCGACGAGACACGCGUGCUUGGCGCCUUUCCGCCCGGGGCCCUAGUCGCUGCACCGCCAGGAUCUGGGGAGGUACUGUGUCUGGCCUCUCGGUGCAUCGCUGCUCUGGGCGCCGCAACCCGCAGCCGACUGCCUUCCUCAGCCUUGCCUCUCCCCAGGGGCGCAGGCCGCCGGCGAUCGCCCACCGCCCAGCUCAGAGGAGCGGGGCUGCGGUGCGGCGUCCAGCGCGUUCCCGCAGCCGGCCCUCCGGCCUGCCUUCCCCGAAGGCAGCCCGCGCCUUGGAGGGAGGGAGCAGUCUGUGCGGACACCGGCGCGGCCAGGUGGGGAGAUGAGCUUCUUCGGCUUCGGGCAGAGCGUGGAGGUGGAAAUCUUGCUGAAUGAUGCGGAGAGUAGGAAGCGAGCGGAGCACAAGACUGAGGACGGGAAGAAGGAGAAAUAUUUCCUCUUCUACGACGGGGAAACCGUUUCGGGGAAGGUGAGCCUGUCUCUGAAGAACCCCAACAAGCGACUAGAGCACCAGGGCAUCAAGAUCGAGUUCAUUGGGCAGAUCGAACUCUACUAUGACCGUGGAAACCACCAUGAGUUUGUUUCUUUGGUGAAGGACCUGGCUCGGCCAGGAGAGAUAACCCAGUCGCAGGCCUUCGACUUUGAGUUCACCCACGUGGAAAAGCCGUACGAAUCCUACACAGGACAGAAUGUGAAGCUACGCUAUUUCCUUCGUGCCACCAUCAGCCGCCGCCUCAAUGAUGUUGUCAAAGAGAUGGACAUUGUAGUUCACACACUUAGCACAUACCCCGAGCUGAACUCAUCCAUCAAGAUGGAAGUUGGGAUUGAGGACUGCCUGCACAUUGAAUUUGAGUAUAACAAAUCCAAAUACCACUUGAAAGAUGUCAUUGUAGGGAAAAUAUAUUUCCUGCUGGUGAGAAUCAAGAUCAAGCACAUGGAGAUAGACAUCAUCAAACGGGAGACGACAGGCACGGGUCCCAAUGUGUACCAUGAGAACGACACAAUAGCCAAGUAUGAGAUCAUGGACGGGGCGCCGGUCCGAGGUGAGUCCAUCCCUAUCAGGCUCUUCCUGGCAGGGUAUGAGCUCACGCCCACCAUGCGGGACAUAAAUAAGAAGUUCUCUGUGCGCUAUUACCUCAACUUGGUGCUGAUAGACGAGGAGGAACGGCGCUACUUCAAGCAGCAGGAAGUGGUGUUGUGGCGGAAGGGUGACAUCGUACGGAAGAGCAUGUCCCACCAGGCAGCCAUCGCUUCACAGCGCUUCGAGGGCACAACCUCCCUGGGUGAGGUGCGGACCCCUGGCCAACUGUCUGACAACAACAGCAGGCAGUAGGCCCCUGGGGCCAAGAAGUCACUGGGCUUCCACCACAGAGCCCCAUCUACCAAGUCCCAGGCACUGGGGAGGGGAGGAUGGUGUGAGGUUCAACUGGCUGUUACUUGCAACCUUGGAAACAAAUCAUGUUUUUUACUUAAAUUCUUUUCUCUGAAGAACCUAAGGGGCUUGGGUUGGGCAGCAGUCUCCCUGGAAUUCUGCAGCCUAGGUAGGGGAUAAGGAGAGGAAACAUUCUGGACGCUAGUCUCUUCGUUGGGAAUGAGCUGUGUGUCAAGGCUGGCUCAAGCCUAAAGCAGAGUUGAGAGCACACAUCUUUGGCUCCAGGUUCUCUGGGCUUCCUGAUGCAGAAGCUGAGUGUGUCCCUGGCAUUAACCUGCCAGCAGGGCUCUGGGUAGUCAUGUCUUAUACUCCCUUCAACUGUCCUGAGGUAGUGGCAGAAGUGGUUGGGCCUGUCUCAUCUAAGUUGGAAGAAGAUUCAAGAUCAGGAAGCUACCUCUCUGGGUGUCCGGGACGUGGUGCUCUGAAGUUUCUAUGGUCAUCUCUGGCCUCUCACUACUGGGACAAGAGCCUUCUCUUCUCCAUCUUCUCUAGCUUGUCAGGAACUAUACAGGAGCAGAAGCUUAGGGAAGGGUUUGUGUCUGACAGUCCUCUCACUUGUGAGAAAUAGGCGCAGAGAAGCCCUGAUGCAGUGUCACACAUGGAUGACAAGGGGCUAAGCUAUGUUUCUCGAGGGGGAAAACAUCAGGCAAGGCAUCUGCCUUCACCACAUGACUCCACUUGGCAGCCCAGUGUCUGGGUUGUUCUAGGGAAUUAUUUUAAGUUUUCCAACAAGCCCCAAGCAGAUGGUCUAUUUCCUUUAGCCUAGAUCCCUAGAAGAGGCUGGGAUCCAUUUGCCCCCCUGAAGCAGUCUAUCCUUACUCCCUGUCUUCUGCUUGGUUUCUGGAACUGGGCUUGGUUUCAGGCAUGUACAAGUUUUGUUCUUACUCCCACCCACCCCUUUCAUCCCACUAUCGACAAAUUAAGGGAGGAAGGGCCUCUGCACAGGGUUCUGCUACUGUGACUUCAGAAUAAUUCUGCUUGCCAAAUGACAACUAUUCACCAACUCACUGAUUCAAGUUUAGGACCACUGUUUUGUUUUGGAUUUAAAAACAAAAUAGGAAAACUCUGAUAGAUGCUGUUAUACUAGAGAAGAGGCAGUUCUUCCUCCUGCUUUGCUUGGCCUGCAAGUAGAGAAGGGGUUGACUGUCUUUUCUACCUCGUCUGGAAAUGACUAGAAUUACCAUCUGAUGGCCACCCUCCCCUGUCUGAGAAAGAUCAAGUGGACCUGAUAGUCAACAAGUACAGUAUUCGCUGGUCUGUGUUCUUUGUAAUUUGGAAAGUAAAGGAUUUGUUCCUGUGUCAUCUUUCAGUUUGUAUACAAAAUGGGGACUCUUGCAAUCUCUGGCUUUGACAGGGCAGGGCUGAUGGAUGAAAGACUCGGAAUGACUGGGGGUAGCAGAGCUAAGGAAAGUAAAGUUUUCUCCAUGCCCAACCCCAGGUUUAGGUGUGACAUACUAUCCCCAUGGGAACAGGUUCACCCAUCCAGCUGUCCUUGGCUAUCAAGGCCGGGCCUUAGCAAAUGAGGGAGGUGGGUUCUGUGCUCUUGCCUUUUUCAGGGUAUGAGACUAGACUCUGCUGUGCCUCCUUUUAAUAUCUUAUUAAAACGCAUUUGUCAAUUUCUCUGCUCCCAGCUGACAACAAAAUCAUUUUCCAACUUUGCUAACAUCAUAAGCCUUUCUUCUGGGAGAACUAGAAGGUAGAAUGUGCUGUUUCUCUCAGGAGCUGUGCACAAGCCAAGUCUUGUUUUCUCUGCCUCUGCCCCCGUUCUCUUUUCUCUGCCAACUGUGAAAGUAUGGGGAGGCUGCCAUCCCUGUCCUUUAAGUUCCCAAACCUGGAGUGCAUAGGUACUAAACCAAGCAGUACAACUUGUAAUUAAGAAGCUGCAGUGUUUACAUGUUUCUUAAUGUGUUGUCUUUUCAAUGGCUGUAUUUUAAAAGAACAUUUGUUUUAACGAUGUCUCUAAUUAAAGAAAGCCCUGUGGCUUUGGAGGCAUUGUGCCCAUGGUCCACCA
This is a messenger RNA of Apodemus sylvaticus (European woodmouse), 3559 nucleotides long. It is a transcript of the gene Vps26b, whose product is annotated as VPS26 retromer complex component B. The coding region runs from base 439 to 1449 and encodes 336 amino acids. The transcript is spliced from 6 exons. NCBI's taxonomy places the organism in Eukaryota, Metazoa, Chordata, Mammalia, Rodentia, Muridae. Gene Ontology annotation, biological process: retrograde transport, endosome to Golgi; intracellular protein transport. Gene Ontology annotation, cellular component: retromer complex; endosome. The record is from RefSeq and is a predicted model, not a curated record.